Marchantia polymorpha subsp. ruderalis is the source of this 819-nucleotide messenger RNA. The record is from the annotation of a GenBank genome assembly. NCBI's taxonomy places the organism in Eukaryota, Viridiplantae, Streptophyta, Marchantiopsida, Marchantiales, Marchantiaceae.
ACGUACUCACUCACGGACUCGAUACUCAAUCGUCCGGUCAGUGACGGAGCCCCACACUUACACGGAGCACGUACGUCGUCGUCGUCGUCGCCACCUUCUGACGCCGUGAGGUGGCAGCGCGUCGCUAUUCCGGCUCGUUGACGCGCCCGCGGCCGCGGCCGCGACCCCACCACCUCCGCUCUCCCGUUUGACUACGCUGCUCGGGAGUUCGAGAAGCGGACGAAAGCUCCGCCGCUACGCCUCUAACCGCGGCUAAAUCUGGAGGCGGACACGGGAGCGCCCGGAUAGACGACGAGGCCGACGGGCUCUGACAGGACAUCGGAGCACGAAAGUGGGAGCUCUUGGCGGGCGGUGGAUAUCGGAGGUUCCGCUUAUCGGAGGAAAGCCUGGAGGAGUACGAUACGGGCGACCGCACCGGCGAGCCGAGUGCAGUUCGGAAGUGAUGGCCGAUGUUCGUGGAAGCUUCGAAUUUAGCAGGAGGAGAGCGGCAGGCGGUUUAGAAAAUGAUCAUUGUAAGAAGAACCUUUCUGCGCGGUCUCUUUCGAUCAUCGUGGAGUCCAGGGCCCCGGCUCGUCGUAGAACCUACUGUUGGGAUGUGACGCGGAGCGAGCGAGAGGCGGAGGUGGAAGGUGGGAAUCAUUCCCACGUUUUUGUCGAUGUGGGAAUUUCCGCAUUUGCGCAUUUGCGCAAUUCCGCAGUUGCGAGUUUACCUGCGAGGGUGCAUGGUUCCGGGCACGCAGAGGGGAAGGGGUCUUGGCAGUUCGAUCCAUGAGCGAUGGGACUUCGCAUCCAAAUCACCUCCUCCUCCUGCUGGUCCGC